Molecule: messenger RNA, 240 nt
Organism: Knipowitschia caucasica
Lineage: Eukaryota; Metazoa; Chordata; Actinopteri; Gobiiformes; Gobiidae
Source: the annotation of a GenBank genome assembly
AUGUUCAAUCUGGACAAAUACACUCCAAAUUUACUUUCUGUGUUUGCGAAGAAGGGUGGUGCUAUCGGGGCAAAACUGAAACCUGUUUUGAACAAACAGAUACAGAACCAAACAAUUGAGAUGAGACGUGACAAUGUGAUUCGUGGUUUAAUGCUCUACCUCGGUGAAAAUGAGGAAGAACUCUUUCUAGAUUGCCAGGCGCACUUAGAGGAUGUUGGCCGGUGUUCUGCCGAGUUGUAA